GGCAAACAGCGGCUCUAGUGGCUCCUCUGCUAAACUUUGUUGCCACGUAUUUAGCAUUCCAGCUUUAGCCAAGGCGUGUGUGGAAUAGCACAGGUAUUUAGGCACAACGUUUAGUGCUCUUUGUAUGUUUUUUCAUUAUGUUACUUUUGUGUGUGUCUGUCUUGUUGCCCUCGUUAUUUCCGUUAGUUUCAGGGGGCAAAUUGCCUGAGCCAGAAGUUAAUAUAGAAGUUUUGCACAAACCGUUCAUGUGUUACCGUAAGUCCAAGUAUGGGGACAUGCUUUUAGUCCAUUAUGAGGGAUAUUUGGAAAGUAACGGGACGAUGUUUCACUCCAGUCGCACCCAAGGCGAUAAAAACCCAGUAUGGUUCACUCUUGGCAUCAGAGAAGUGAUCAAAGGCUGGGAUAAAGGACUGCGGGAUAUGUGCACAGGAGAGCGCAGGAAGCUCACUGUCCCUCCUGCACUGGCUUACGGAAAAGAAGGCAAGGGUAAAAUUCCUCCAAGUAGUACUUUAAUUUUUGACAUUGAGCUUAUGGAGAUUAGAAAUGGCCCCAGAUCUCAUGAGUCUUUUCAGCUGAUGGAUCUCAACAAUGACUGGAAGCUCUGCAGAAAAGAGGUAAAAGAGUAUUUGAAGAAAGAGUUUGAGAAACAUGGAUACUCACCUAAUGACACAGAACAUGACUCUAUGGUGGAGGACAUCUUCAAAAAUGAGGACGAAGAUAAAGAUGGCUUCAUAUCUGCACGGGAGUUCACAUAUCAGCACGAUGAGCUAUAACUAAAAUGUUCACCACCAAUAGUAUUUUGUUUACAUUUGUAUCAUAUUAAUUUCAGGAUGUGAAAUUUUAUGACGUGUUAGGUGUGUUUGAAAUGUGUUUUAAUAAUUUAUUCUGUAUCUUUAUUUUGAUAUUUUCACAUGUUCAUUGAACA
This is a messenger RNA of Boleophthalmus pectinirostris (great blue-spotted mudskipper), 925 nucleotides long. RefSeq names its product FKBP prolyl isomerase 14 (gene fkbp14). The coding region runs from base 138 to 773 and encodes 211 amino acids. The record is from RefSeq and is a predicted model, not a curated record. Gene Ontology annotation, molecular function: peptidyl-prolyl cis-trans isomerase activity; calcium ion binding. Lineage: Eukaryota; Metazoa; Chordata; Actinopteri; Gobiiformes; Gobiidae. The transcript is spliced from 4 exons.